AUGGCCAUGAGCUUUCAAUACCGCUUCACCCAUACUUGUGGGCACACAGGAUUUGGUCCCAUUGUCAACGCGCAUAGUGGCACAACACGGCUUCCACUAAUAUGCUCACAGCCAGCACCCUAUGCCAAUACAACAACCCUACCCCUAAACCUGGAGUUCAGCUGUCCCUUCUGCAUGUCCUCAGCGUCAAAUCACCUCUCACUAACACCACCAGGCUCCGGCCUCCUCACUGUUCUAAACAGUACGCCUGACUCGCUGUUUGCUCCAGGUUGGGCGAUUUUGAAAGCUUGCCGAUUCGAGGAGCUGGAGCCAAGCGACUGGGAUUUGGCCUUUGAGGGUAUGACGCUUGACGGGCGGUAUAGGCAGAUGGCGUGGAUUCCAAGGCCGUGUGGCGAAGUAAGAUUUGAAGGGCUAGAUGAGGCACAGGAGACGAUGAAGGUUGGGACUUUUUGGAGGUAUACCGGAUGCGUGGCUCAGAUCGGACACGGAAGGUUUGCUGGAUUGCUAUCGAGCUUGCACAAGGCGGUGCUGGACAGAGAGAAAGAGAAUGAGAUUGUUGCUGAAUGA
Molecule: messenger RNA, 567 nt
Organism: Cadophora gregata
Lineage: Eukaryota; Fungi; Ascomycota; Leotiomycetes; Helotiales; Ploettnerulaceae
Exons: 2
Coding region: 1-567 (188 amino acids)
Source: RefSeq, a predicted model, not a curated record